CCAGCCUAAUGUCCAGUUUCCAGGCUUCAGUGGGAGAAGAAGAUGGCAUCUAUUUCGAGCAUUCUCUUUAUUUUUCUCCUGGAUUAUUUAUGCAGAGCAGAAAAAGCAGUGUUUCUGACUGAGAAAUCUGCAAGCAGUAUUCUUGGAAGACAAAAGAGAUAUAACACAGGUCGUUUGGAAGAAAUUGUUGCUGGCAAUCUAGAACGAGAAUGUAUAGAGGAAAAGUGCAAUUACGAGGAAGCAAGAGAAGUCUUUGAAAAUGAUGAAAAAACCAUGGAAUUUUGGAAGCAGUAUGUCGAUGGUGAUCAAUGUUUAUCAAGUCCUUGUUUAAAUGGUGGAAUGUGUAAAGAUGAUGUGAGUGCCUAUGAAUGCUGGUGCAGCGAAGGGUACGGGGGGAAGAACUGUGAACUUGCUUUGCCUAUCACCUGUACCAUUAAUAACGGGGGAUGUCAACAAAUGUGCAAGGAAGAGUCAAGUAAAAAAGUUGUUUGUUCCUGUGCGUCUGGAUACAGGUUAGGAGAAGAUGGAAAAACGUGCAAGGAGAUAGUACAAUAUCCAUGUGGGAGGGUCAGUGCCCCAGAAGCUUUACCCAAAGAUGUCACACGUUCAUUGAUGGACCCUGAAGACCUUAUUCCAACCACCGUAGAGUACCACAAUUCCACUGAACUUAUACCAUCGGAAACAACUCAAGAUGAUAUUGUUCCUGUAACUGUUGAUCCAAAUGUCAGGAUUGUUGGUGGAACCGACAGUCUAAAGGGUGAAUUCCCAUGGCAGGUUCAUCUCGUCAACCAGAAUAAAGAGGGCUUCUGUGGUGGGUCCAUAGUCAAUGAGAAAUGGAUAGUAACUGCUGCCCACUGCUUUCUUGUACCUGUCCAGUUCAGCAUAGUCGCAGGUGAACACAAUACUAAAAUUCAAGAGGGGACAGAGCAAUAUCUGAAGGUGGCAAAAGUGAUCAUCCACCCAUCAUACAACUUCAGCAAGAGCUCAUACGAUAAUGACAUAGCACUUGUAGAGCUGGAAAAGCCAAUGAUACUAAAUGACUAUGCAAGGCCUAUCUGCAUUGGCAGCAGAGAUUUCACAGACAAACUGCUAAAGAUUAAAUCACAUAGCUGGGUGACUGGUUGGGGUCGCAUCAUUUUCCAAGGAAUAUCGGGUCUCACACUGCAGAAGCUAGCUAUUCCGUACGUUGACCGAGCCAUCUGCAAAAGGUCGCACAGAUUUUCUGUCUCUACGAACAUGUUCUGUGCUGGGUAUUCUGACCAGGGGAAGGAUUCAUGUCAGGGAGAUAGCGGUGGCCCCCAUUCCUCCGAAUUUAAAAAUACUUGGUUCCUGACUGGAAUUACAAGCUGGGGAGACAAAUGCGCACAGAAAAAUAAAUAUGGAGUAUACACCAGAGUCUCUAGAUACACCGAAUGGAUACUGAGAACUACAAAGCAUAUUUAACCCAUUUUGGGAUUACACAUAUAACUGCUAUACCUUUCAUGGCAUCAGAACAAGGAAAUUUGUGAAAUUGAAAAUUGCGAUUUAUCCUGAAAAUUUUUAUUUUAAG
Messenger RNA from Pseudophryne corroboree (corroboree frog), 1549 nucleotides. It is a transcript of the gene F9, whose product is annotated as coagulation factor IX. Gene Ontology annotation, molecular function: serine-type endopeptidase activity; calcium ion binding. The coding region runs from base 43 to 1443 and encodes 466 amino acids. NCBI's taxonomy places the organism in Eukaryota, Metazoa, Chordata, Amphibia, Anura, Myobatrachidae. Gene Ontology annotation, biological process: proteolysis; blood coagulation. Gene Ontology annotation, cellular component: extracellular region. The record is from RefSeq and is a predicted model, not a curated record. The transcript is spliced from 8 exons.